Molecule: messenger RNA, 1031 nt
Organism: Olea europaea var. sylvestris
Lineage: Eukaryota; Viridiplantae; Streptophyta; Magnoliopsida; Lamiales; Oleaceae
Product: CRIB domain-containing protein RIC10-like
Exons: 5
Coding region: 428-889 (153 amino acids)
Source: RefSeq, a predicted model, not a curated record
CCAAAACUCCACUCUCUCUCCCCCCCUCCCUCCCUCCCUACCUCCUCCUCCUCUUCUUCUUCUUUCUCUUAUCUUUCCUAUUUUUCUUACACCCUAAUUAUAAGUUUUUUCCUUCUUAUUUGAUUAGUCAGAGAACCCUUCAUCCCAUUUUUGUUUUGCGUGCAUGCUUAUAUAACUAUGUAUUGCAUUCCCAAACAUAUGAAUGAAAUUUUAGAAAUUUAGCUUCUGUAUUGAACAUCCUUCUGUGUAAAGGUAUAGUAGAAGAUUCUACGUGCUGUUGAGAAAAGUUGCUUUCACGCACAGCCGAACAUGAUGUGUACAUAUUAUAAUUGAUAAAAUUCCAGUCUCUCAAGGCAAAGGAACAUUUCUCUUACAUUUCGAUUUGACUGUUCUCUCCGCAAAACUGUGGCUCAUAUCCUUCUCUUCGAUGGGAACAAAAAUGAUAGGGAUCUACAAAGGGUUCAAAUAUACUUUAUCUAAAAUCUUUGUGGUGAAGGAGCGUGAAAUGGAGAUUGGAUUCCCAACAGAUGUUAAGCAUGUGGCACACAUUGGGUGGGAUGGCCCCUCAAGUAGUGCACCCAGUUGGAUGAAUGAAUUCAAGACAGGCCCUGAUUUUGCAGCAACUUCUAUUGGUAAUUCGGGUUCUGCGCUUUCUCCAUGGUCAUCACAAGAUUUUGGAGAAUCUAGGCGGCUGCGAUCAGGAUCGGAUAUGUUCAGUGACAUGCCCACAGAAGAGCUUCCUAGCAUCCCAAAGAAGCCAAAAAGGAAGAAGUCCAAAUCAACUUCUUCUCCCAAGUCGGGCUCGACCUCAAGGUCAUCAAGAACAGAAAAAUCGAAAGCCAAAUUGGUCAAAGGCAAUCACAAUCCAACAAAUAUCGAAGUGGCAUAAUAUAUUUACAGAUUUUGAUACGAAACCAUAAAAAGAAAUUAAUUCCUAUGCUAUUGAAGAUUCUUCGGAGUCCUCUUGCAAUGUUGGGUGAAGUUUGUGUAUAUUUUUUCCUUUUUUUGUACGUCCUUGGAGCAAGAUGAGG